CACAGUCACCUGCCUCUCGUUACCUGUCGCGUAUAUAAGUCCUGUCUGCGUGUCUCACCCUUUUCCGAUCAUUGAUUCUUUUUUAUUCCUGUCGUUGUCAAGUCUGUUUCGGUUAGCCAGUCUGUCGGUCGGUCAGUUAAGUUAUGUCAGUUUGCCGGUUCUGUUAGUUUGUUCCCCUUAUCCUGUUUUCCAACUACCUUUUCCCACAAUAAACCCUGCGUCUAAGCUGCAUUUGGUCGCCCUGCUCCGAUCCGUGACAGAAGUUUGUAAGGAUAAAGCUUUAUCAAUCUUGAACAUCUUUUGUAAUGAUUAAUUCCAAUUUUUUAACGUGUUGGAUCAUGUGACAGCCAUGGAGCGUUUCAAAUAGGUGUUGAAUGGGGAGUUCCACGACUUCCUGCCAGGUGACAAUUUUGCGUCAACGUUCCAAUGCCAAUUGGCAAGCAAUGGGCUAGGGAACGAUAUACUUGCAAAACCUGCAAAGCCAAAGCUGUCAAAUGUUGAUUGCCUCAAGCCUGAAUGAAAGCUGAAGUAGAAAAAAAGGAAGUGUAUAUGGUGAUGUUUGCGACAUCGUGUACUUCUCUACUUUCUACCAGCUGUACAACUAUUCUAUAUUCAUGACUCAACAUCUAACAUGUCCUUGUUUGUGUUUGACUUUUCUUUUCAAUGCUACUUGUAUAGAUUUUAUGGUACUUAGACUUUGAGUGUUCAGUUUUUGUGCCUUUUUAGUCCCUACGUUUGAAAACAGCCAUAUGUAAUACCUUCCAUUUCUUAAUUUGUCAACAUAGACUCACUUUUUUAAGAUUAAAACGUUUUAUAUUUAUUCACAAUCAAGAUUAAAAACGGGUACUGCGCAGUGAAUUAUUUGAUCUUUGAACAAUAAGUAGAUUUUUUUGCUUUUACCUGCAAGUAAAACAUCAGUACUUUAAUUUUGUUUUUUAACACAAAUAUCUGUACUUACGCCUAUAACUGUGAGUAUUGUGUUUACCAGAAGCGUCUGUAGCCGCUGUCCCUUUCGGGAAGUACAAUGACUACAGUACUGUAUGAUGUGGUUCUACUGUCGAAUACUUAACUUUUCAAGCGCUAUAGCGUUUGCGGUGGUGGGCGUGGACAAACCAGACGUCACCGCACCUCUCCCACUAGCCCGGCGGGUCCCCUCAUGUCAGCGGCUUCUCCAUUUGUCCUCAUCUCCAUGCACGCACGGACCUUUGCGCUACGUUUCUCCACGCCGAGGACUGGAAACAUGACCAAGAGGAGCAAUCCGAUGCGAUAGACAGGAUGGCUGCCGACAACAACUUAAUGAAAUGUUCUUGACACCGUUUUGGAAGGCGAGAGACGUACUUUGGGAUAACGGUGGCAUCGUUUUCAAGCGUAAUGGAGCUACCCGACCCCUGCCACAGCAAGCACUACGUCGAUUCCAGGAAGAGUCCCGCGAUCAGUGCCGUCAUGUUCGCUGCGGGCCUCCUGGGCAACGUGGCCGCCCUGGUGAUUCUGGAGAUCCGGCGCCGGCGAGACGCAAAGGCCACAGACAGUCGACGGCGCGUGCUAUUCCACGUCCUCAUCACGUCGCUGGUAGUCACGGACUUGGGCGGAACAUGUCUAGUCAGUCCACUUGUGCAGGUGUCGUACUCUCGCAACAUUACCUUGGAGGGAAUGUCACCCAACACUCACGGAGUGUGCUCCUACUUUGGAUUCAGCAUGACCUUCUUCAGCUUGGCAACCAUGUCUCUUCUCCUAACGAUGGCACUGGAAAGAAGCUCGGCUAUCGGCUACCCCUACCUGUACACUCGAUACGUCACCAAAAAGCUAGCCUACAUCACAAUUCCCGUGGUGUUUUUAGUGUGUAUUUUAUUCUGUCUCCUCCCUUUUGCGGGAUUUGGAAAAUAUGUACAAUAUUGCCCUGGCACUUGGUGCUUCAUUGACAUGAAUCCAGAGAAGAAGAAAGACCGGGUCUACGCAAACCUCUAUGCCACAGUCAUGUUAGUACUGGUGCUUGCAAUAGUGGUGUGCAACGCCUUUGUGGCUUACCAGUUGCUGCGCAUGUACCAGCGGCGGAGAAGGAACGGCGGCUCCGUCAUGGCGAGCACACGCUCCAACAGUGAACGCAGGCCCCUGUCCAUAGCGGAAGAAGUGGAGCAUCUCAUCCUCUUGGUCUUCAUGACAACCAUCUUCAUCAUCUGCACGCUUCCCCUUGUGAUUCGUGUGUACAUCAACUCAGUUAAGGUUCGCGACGAGUCUCACCCUCUGGACCUGAUCGCCCUCCGUUUCAUCUCGGUCAAUUCCAUCAUUGACCCCUGGGUCUUCAUCCUCCUCUCUCCUGGCGUGCUGCACUUUUGCUGGGCCUCCAUCUGCAGAUCCCGUCGAAGAACUUUGAAGGCUUCUCGGCUCAAAUCCACAGAGGCCAAAGAGAGUGAGGCAAACGUAGAGCUUUCGUGCCCAGAACUGGAAUACACAGAAUCUUUUCCACCUCUUGAAAAUGUAUGAUGCGGAUUUUUGUGUAUGUGUGUCGGUAAUUUGAUAGUUGUAUUUAUUUGCGGUCUUGAAAGGUCAGAGAUGGAUCUCCCUGCUAAUCACACAAGGCACAUAGGUUUUGAGCGUUAUUUUAUCUAUUUUUGGGGCAGUUUGAGUAUUAUCAGUCGCUGCCACUUCCUUAUCAUGUCCGGGUUGUUUCCAAACUACUUUGUGCUCCGAUAUCUUCAUGUGUGUGUGAAUUCUGUCAAGCUACAAUGUGUUUUAGAGUGUUUUUUUGUUUAAAGGCUAAGUAAGUAAGGCUUGUGUGUAGCAGGGGCAGCAUGGAUUUUUUUUGUCUGAAUAACAUUUUCAUAACUAAUUAAUUAGCAGAUCAUAUAUAAAAAAAAAUACGUAUUUAUUAAAUGAAAAUAUUUUGGUCUCAUAACACAGAACAAUAACGAGACAGUAUGAAUUACAGGCAAAACAUUUGACUGCUUUGCAAUAGUUUGUCCUUGAGUGUUUACAACAUAGAGGAAUAAUGGUAAAAUAUUUCGCUGAGUUUUUUUUAGGAACGUGGGAAAUGUUUGAAUGCCAUUAUCUUUGGUUUAUGAGGGGUUUUUUUUUUCACGGAUUUUAAAAGAUCUAAUAUUGGCCGAUUAAACCGGCUGGCCGAUUAUUGGUCUGGCCAGUAGUGUGUAGUCUAAUACAACUAAAACAAGUGUCUCAAGGAUAUUAAAAAGAAAAGCACUUCAUGCAUUCAAUUCCUACUUGUGGAUUUUCUUUCUGUUUUACUGAAGAACUCAUCCAUUUGCCUCAGCUCAGGCCAAAGAAAAUAAAGUAUUACUUUGGCGGCAUCUUGGUAUUGUUUAUAGGUUUAAGCCAUUAGGUUUUGUAUUGACUGCAGUCCUUGAAAGCAUCUUCUACUUUGCCGUUUAUAUUUUGUCCAACUUUUAUUUGUGUCUAAAGGCCAAAAGGUGAGUUAGGGUUUGUGGGAAGUGCUAGUGCGCGUAUUUGUUUGUCCAUGAGUCACAUCAAUUUGUGCUAGUGUGUGAUUUAGGCUAGUACGCCAGCUCAUACUAAUAUUUGGUUGGUUUGAAUAUUUGAACCUUUAACUCCAGUUGAACCUUAAAGGUGACUCUGACUUUGAUUGUGUACAUGCUAGCUGCAUUUCUUUUUCAAGUGCUUUGCUGCUAUCUUAGAGCAUCUAUACACAAUUACAAAUCACCUUUAAGUGAGGGCUGUCAAUCAUUGGCAGAUUUUCCCUAUUCACAACAGGGCUUGAUCUUUAUUGUAUUCUGUCAUCGGCACACAUCCUCACAACACUUAAAUCAUCCUUACCGUGCCGGAUGCGGCCCACAGGCCAGGAGUUUGACUCUUAUUCUAUUUAGGUGUAUGUUCAAGGCUGCUUAAAACAGAUAUUUUUGUUGCUCACUGCUUUAGUGUACAUGCAAUGGAUGUGUGAGUAGUGUGUAUUUGUGUGUUACUGAAUAGCAUAAUCAGUCAUGAUGGUUUAUUUUCUCUCUCUCUUUGUCUCUUUAAAAUAUCAGUUGCUUAUAAUAUAAAUAAUUCCCAAAAGAUAAUAUAAAUGAUACACUGUAUUAUAUUAGAUUGUGACGUGGACAUGCUUUCUUUGAAAUCUUUAUCUCAGAAAUGAAUAAUGCUUGAAAAUAAUGCUCUGUAUAUGGUGAUGUAACACGGAAGUCAUAUGGCAUGUAACGAUACAAUUACUCACUAGAUGAAACUGAGCUCACUGAGUGUGUCUGUCAUCCAGUAAAUAUUUGGUCCAACCUG
Syngnathus typhle (broad-nosed pipefish) is the source of this 4239-nucleotide messenger RNA. RefSeq names its product prostaglandin E receptor 2a (subtype EP2) (gene ptger2a). Bases 1372 to 2481 code for a protein of 369 amino acids. Gene Ontology annotation, biological process: cellular response to prostaglandin E stimulus; adenylate cyclase-activating G protein-coupled receptor signaling pathway; positive regulation of cytosolic calcium ion concentration. Gene Ontology annotation, cellular component: plasma membrane. The record is from RefSeq and is a predicted model, not a curated record. Lineage: Eukaryota; Metazoa; Chordata; Actinopteri; Syngnathiformes; Syngnathidae. Gene Ontology annotation, molecular function: prostaglandin E receptor activity. The transcript is spliced from 3 exons.